AUGAUUUUAAAGACUUUGGAAAAAAAAGAAAAAAAUAUUAUAAAGUCAAAAAACCUUUUUAUACUGUAUAUUAGAAACAGAAUUAGAUGUUUUAUGAGUGGAACAAAAUGUAAUAAAGAGAUCAAAAAGACAGGACCUAAAGAAAAAGAUGAAUUGGCAAAGGACAAUAUUGAUAAAGUUCGUGUUCAAAGAAAAAAUUUAAUAUCUACAUCUACAAUACAAUCUGAAUGUAUUCAAUGGCUUACAGAUCCAAUGAAGGGAGAAAGAUUUAAAAAGCUGCAAUCUACAUCAGGUAGAAAUUUUAUUUCUGGAAAAGAAUAUCCAUAUCCUUCAAAUCCAACAUUUAAGCCACCAAUUCCGUUAAGUCUUAAUUUAAGAAAAGACAUUGAAAGAAAAUGGAAACAAGGAAAAAGUAUAAAGGAGAUUUCAGAAAUGUUUGGAAUAAGUUUUAUACGUGUAAAAGCAGUGCUUCGUCUUCUCAAAGUUGAAUCUAAAUGGCAUCAAGAAGUAAGUUUUACAGUUUUAUUGAGUUUAAUUCAGCAAAAUUAUCAUUAUUUAAUAAUAUCUAAAUAUAUAUGA
Molecule: messenger RNA, 579 nt
Organism: Pneumocystis jirovecii RU7
Lineage: Eukaryota; Fungi; Ascomycota; Pneumocystomycetes; Pneumocystales; Pneumocystaceae
Exons: 1
Coding region: 1-579 (192 amino acids)
Biological process (GO): mitochondrial translation
Cellular component (GO): mitochondrial small ribosomal subunit
Molecular function (GO): structural constituent of ribosome
Source: RefSeq, a predicted model, not a curated record